Cydia pomonella (codling moth) is the source of this 6339-nucleotide messenger RNA. Its product is annotated as CUGBP Elav-like family member 1. Gene Ontology annotation, biological process: mRNA splice site recognition; regulation of alternative mRNA splicing, via spliceosome. The record is from RefSeq and is a predicted model, not a curated record. The transcript has 11 exons. Gene Ontology annotation, cellular component: ribonucleoprotein complex; cytoplasm; nucleus. Lineage: Eukaryota; Metazoa; Arthropoda; Insecta; Lepidoptera; Tortricidae. Bases 832 to 2394 code for a protein of 520 amino acids. Gene Ontology annotation, molecular function: mRNA 3'-UTR binding.
GUUACGGGGGGGGGGAGGCACACAUUUUACCACUUUGGAAGUGUCUCUCGCGCAAACUAUUCAGUUUAGAAAAAAAUGAUAUUAGAAACCUCAAUAUCAAUUUUAAAGACCUAUCCAUAGAUACCCCACACGUAUGGGUUUGAUGAAAAAAGAUUUUUUGAGUUUCAGUUCUAAGUAUGGGGAACCCCCAAAAUUUAUUGUUUUUUUUUUCUAUUUUUGUGUAAAAAUCUUAAUGCGGUUCAUAGAAUACAUCUACUUACCAAGUUUGAACAGUAUAGCUCUUAUAGUUUCGGAAAAAAGUGGCUGUGACAUAAUCGGACAGACAGACGGACAUGACGAAUCUAUAAGGGUUCCGUUUUUUGCCAUUUGGCUACGGAACCCUAAAAAGCACUAGUUCGCGAAAUCCAACUUUCCGCACGCUAAACAGCUAAGUACGUAAAGUAGCACUUUUUGAGCAAUUGUAUUAAAAAGUUAUUUUUCUUGUCGUAUAGUAGUAGAAAUCAUUGAAAGUAAUCAAGUGUAGUUUUUUUUUCUUUAAUGCGACUGCUAUUUUUUUCAACGUAAUAGCAAUGUACCUUCUUUUUUCGUUAUUUUAGCAAUCAAACCACUAUUGAUUUGUUGGAGAUUGACACUUCUGUGGGCGAAGGGGAAACUACCCACGAUUCGUAAGAAAAUAAAUCUACAUUAAUUCUUGUAUCAGAGUAUAUAAAGUUCAUUUUAAAUUGUAAGGACACGCCGGUAUAAAUGUGGUACGCCAGUAUCCACUUGUAGUUCUCCGCGGUUGUUGAUCGAGUCUGAUAGUGCUCUUGAUAAGAGCUGUUAUCAAGUGAUAUGUAUGCGUUUAUCAGUGAUAGUGUGAUGGCAAACAAGUAUGGCGUGUGGCACCGUAGUUUUUCUAGAACAAUGAGGUACCCGUUAGAUGGUAUUUUAUUGAGCACUUUGAGUGGGAUGAGUAUGAUCAACAACAACAACAGCACAAGCAUCAACAAUAACAACAAUGAGGACGAGAAGGCGGAUAUGCCCGACCCCGACUACAUUAAGAUGUUCGUCGGGCAGGUGCCGCGCAGCAUGGACGAGAACGACCUGCGCAUGAUGUUCGAGGAAUUCGGACGCGUGCACCAGAUCAACGUACUGCGCGACAAGAUCACCGGUGCGAGCAAAGGGUGCUGUUUUGUGACGUUUUUCACACGCAAAGCGGCGCUGAAAGCGCAAGACGCUUUGCACAAUAUCAAAACGCUGAGCGGGAUGCAUCAUCCAAUCCAAAUGAAACCAGCUGACAGCGAAAAUAGAAAUGAACGCAAGCUGUUCGUGGGGAUGCUCAAUAAGAAGCUGUCGGAGAACGACGUGCGAGCGCUGUUCGCAGGGCACGGCGCCAUCGAGGAGUGCACAGUGCUGCGGGACGCGCAGGGCCAGAGCAAGGGUUGUGCGUUCGUUACGUUCGUCUCUAAGCAGGCGGCCAUCGCUGCCAUAAAGACACUGCACCACAGUCAGACUAUGGAGGGUUGUUCAGCCCCGCUGGUUGUGAAAUUCGCCGACACGCAAAAGGAGAAAGAACAAAAGAAACUGCAGGCCAUGCAAGCUAGCCUGUGGGGGCUCACGACGCCAGUGACGCCGACGGCGUACCUCGCGUCGGAGGCGGCGCUCUCGCCCGCCACACAGCUGCAGCUGCUGCAGCAGUUGCAGGCGGUGGGGCUGCAGCAGCAGCUGCUGCAGGGGCAAGGGUCCACGCUGCUGCAAGGUGUUAACUAUCAGGAUAUCGCUUUCAAUGGCGCAGGCUUGAGCGGCGGGACAGUGAGCGGGGUGGGCGGAGUGACGUCCAUGGGCGGCGGGGCAGCCGACCAGCUGGGCGGGCUGCUCGCGCCGGUGUCGGUGCAGAACCUAGCGGCGCUGGCGGCCAUGACGCAGCCCGUGGUGACGCAGGCGGCGCCCAUAGCCCCCGCUGCCGCGCCACAGCCGGCAGCGCCACAAUUAUGUCUUCUCGGGAAGACUAACAUAACAGGGUCUACAGCGGAGCCACUGAGCUCUGCGUACGCGGCGCAAUUCGGCAGCGCGUUCGCAGCCGCGCCGCUCGGCUCCGUGCUCGGCUCGGCCGCCGCCGCUGCUGCGGGCAAGCAAGUCGAAGGUCCAGAAGGCGGUAACCUGUUCAUAUAUCACCUGCCGCAAGAAUUCACCGAUACAGAUCUCGCAUCGACCUUUUUACCCUUCGGGCACGUAAUUUCGGCUAAAGUGUUCAUAGACAAACAGACCAACCUCUCCAAGUGCUUCGGUUUCGUGUCCUAUGACAACGCCGCCUCCGCACAGGCCGCGAUACAAGCCAUGAAUGGCUUCCAAAUAGGUACAAAAAGACUCAAAGUUCAAUUGAAACGUUCCAAGGAACUCUCGAGACCGUACUAAGCAUAGACAACUUGUUCCUAGUGAUCGUUUUUUCAAAAAAAAACUAAAAACUAUGCAAAGGUUGUAAGUAUUUGAACAUUUGUUGUGAUGUAAACCGGUGCACUUUGAACUGACAGAUAUAGAUAAGGUUCGUACGAAAACGCGAGUCCAUGUGCACAGUUGUUAACUAAUAAGUAUAAGGUUAAGAUUUGUGUCAAAGGAUUUAUCGUUUCCAAAGUAUUCCCCAAAUUGUUUAUUACUUAUUCAUAUUUUUAACUUAUAAGUUUUAGUCACUUUAAGCGUAAGUUUAACGCGUUUUGCAAGCGAUACUUUGUGCACCAAAGAAAUGGUAGGUACCUACCGAGCUAACAGUGUCGAUUCAUACGCUCAUGGAAUAAUUCAAAUUACGUACGUGUUAAAAAUACCUAUAUAUUUUGCCAUCCAAAGCUUAUUACCGGUGAACAAACGCCGGAACUACCAAAUGAGUAUUGCUAUUUUCAUUGUUUUAUUGGACAUAUUAUAGAACAACUUUAUAUUUAGAUACUUAAGUAGAUAUUUCUUCGUUAUAUUUAUUUUCUGUGUUACCGAUAUAAUUUGUUGUGUUAAAGUAAUCCACGUGGCCAUUGCAGUUACGCAGUUUUUGUUCAAAUAAUGUUAGAGUAACGAAUCGAUCUCAAAGUGAUCAGUGUAUUUAUUUUACCUGACUUGUUGUCAAUAGUGUACUUAAACUUGUAAUUUUGUUUGUAAGACUGCCUACCGUGAACGUUUCUAUCGCUCUAUUGACCCGAAAUAUGUGAAUUAUUCAUAUUACGUAGUAGAUAUCUCAAAUGUUUUAUUCAAAUCACGCAAUGUCUAUACAUUGUAUUUUUCUUCAUGAUGUUCUUAAUUUCCGUCGAAUGUGGGUACCUAAACACAAAUUAUAAUAUUGAAAGCAUUGACUUAGGGCACGAGUGAAAUGGCUCUUACAAGAAAAAAAGAUAAAUUCACUCGAACAUAUUCGGGAGCGUGUGGAUAUUUGAGAUAUCUAGUAGGUGCAAAUCGUAAAUAUUUCCUUCUUGUCGUAAUUGUUUGUGUGUAACUUAUGCAUAAUUAUAUAUCUGUAAAGUAGAAUAUUCAAUGAACCGUUUACUGAUCGACCGUCUAGGCUAUAUUCGGCGUACUACUGACAACCCAUUACGGGGAUCAUUUCGUUUUACCAUGAUCCCAUUCAUGAGUCUUUUCUUUAACACAUCGAACAUUGGACCUUUAGUCAAAAUUUUAUUAGGUUUAAGUAUUUAAUAUUUAGAAUAUUUUCGUACGUAAGUUUGGUAUUUGAACAUCGCCCAUUAUGAGUACCAAAGCAUUCUGAAGAACAUAGCUCGGCGACAUUUUUAUGUUCAUUGCUCAUAACAUGGGUUCCGGUACUUAAAACUGUUUGCCAAUACAUUUCACUUCUUAUAUCACUGGCACAGUUUGGUCUUUAUAUUCUACGUUAUUAUAAUAAUAUAAUUAAACUUUGCUUCUUACUCUUUUUGUAAUUUUAGAUGCUUUUCCUUUAAUUAUAAUUACUCCAAGAUGUAAGUUAAAGCAUGCAAGAGGAAGUAAUUCAUGAGAGUAUUUUAACUUGUCAGAUUCAUAAUCAGGCGUUGACUAGACCCAGGUAACGAUCGUAUAUUAUUUACGUGUGUAAAUGAUGUUUCACUAAUUCGAGUUGUACCGACGUGUUAUGUUCCAACUACCCACGAACGACCAAUUUAAAAUGUAAAGUACCUAACCUGUCACUUUAAGUUAUAGGCAUAUAGUUAAUAUUCUACGUGUUUACUUUUUUGUUUAAAGAACUGAUGUAGAUCAUCUUGAAAUAGCUUAAUUAAAUUUAGUUGAGUAUUAUAUAUUAAAGAGAGGAUUAUAAGAUGGUUUAUAAGUUAUUUACUCUAAUUUAGUCAUGUUUUGAUGUCUGAAAAAAGACAAUAUCUAGACUGAAUAAGUUCCGUUGUAGGUGUUACAGUUAGUGAUUCAGUCAUUGUCUAGUUAUUCUCUUUUAUUUAGGGUUCCGUAGAACCUACAUGAUUAGCUUUUUGUUGUUCUUUUUUCUUGUUGUAAUAUAAAUUAUUAUUAGAAGGGGAAUGUAUUUCUUUAAAUUUUAUUUUAACGUUUUGGUAGGUUAAUUAAAAAAUGGGACACGACCACGAGAUCAGUCUGUUAACUUAUAGGUAUUAUUUAAAAAAAUACUUGUCUAAAAUGCUAGUGUGGAGGGUUUUUUACCUACUUAAUAUUCCUUAAGUAUGUAUAAGGGAGACCUCAUUGUUGUUGUGCAUAAAAAAUGCCUUUUGGACUUUAAAUGUGAAAUAAAGAUUUCAGUUUUCGUACAUUAGUGCUGUUACAUCUGAGCUCCCGCCAAAACACUAACAGCCAAAAUUUGUAGUCAUUAUAACAUUUUACAAAUCCGUAUUUGACAUUUAAAAAAAUAUUGUGUUCGUCCGACAUUGGAAAUGGAAAGGCAUGUGUGGAAAUUUGAGAGAGGUCGCUGCACGAAGCGAAAUUAUAGAUGUCAUUACAAUUUUCAUCCAAGAUAAUAUUCUUAUUCGUUUUAGAUAAACAGAUCAGGCAUGCCUAUUUUUAUUUUUAUUCGUUGUAUGAAAAUUGCGUUGAUAACCAGAGACCGGAAUUAUUGUGGCCUUUUUGUCUAUAAUUGAAGUAAUUUAAGCAGAUAAUAUGGAAAAAAGAUGACUACUGCUUAUUUAUUUUACAUAGAAACUACUUAAUGGAAUAUUUGUUAGCACAGACUUUAAACGUCAUUUUGAAAAAAAAAACACAACUGAACUAAAGGAAUUAAAUGUCUAUUCAGUUUUGUUUUUAUUGCACAUCUCUAUUUCGCAUUUUCAACUACUCAAAUGUUAAUACCAAGAGAUCGGUCUUAUUUACCUCUCCUUUAAAUCUUUUUUAAUAUGCUGUAUUUCUACAUUGUAUCGAUAUAAAUAUGUCGAAAGUCGAUAAAUGAUAAGUCCCUAAUGACAAUUCAAACUGCCACGAGAAUUCCGACAUCUGUUGAUAACUAAUAAUAUUAUUAAAUAAAAAAGGGAUAAGAUAGCAUUUUAUAUUUGUUGCCGUGAUAAAUUAUAUUUCGCUUCUUUGAUUAAAGAACAUGCCAAUAAAAGAGGCAAUGGCCAAAUAUGUUUAAUAUGUUUAGAAUUUCAUUCAUCUAUCAUUUGUUUAGAAUUUCAUAAUACAAGCACUCAAAGCAUGAGAUGAUUUUAGUGAGAUUUAUUAAACAUGUCACACCAUCGUCCCCACUGUUAACUAACAAUUCAUAAACCUUGUUGCAGAGACAAGAGGUUUACUAUUGUCAGUUUAAGAAUUAGUCUAAUAAUUUAACUUUAUGAAAAACUGAUGCAGUGUAAGUAGUUGCCAACCACACAGGUAGCUCAACCUGUAGGGCUAAGAUGGUCGGCUCUUUACCAUUUGUCACCAUGCCUGUCACGUUCUACUCGUAAGUAUUCUAACAAGCGUGUUUGUGUGAAAGUGACUGGCAUAGUGACAAGCGAUAAAAUGGAACCAUGCUGCCACUGCUGAUGAUACUGGGAGCGACAUUUAAUUUUCCUUAUCCUGAAUUAUUGAUAGAGCUCACUAAUUAUAAGAACUGUCCAAAUCUAGAACGACUACGCAAAACGAAGUAACUGCUAACUUCGGGUAUUGUGUUACUUGUCAGCUUUAUUGAAUACUGUAAUUUAUAAAGUACUUCAAUUUAGUUAAUCUUACUGAGUGUAUGAACAUUUUUAAAUCAACUCACGAAUAGGACAGAAUAAUUAAUUCCAUAUUACAUUUACCAUGUCAGAAUAUCCUAAAAUACGGACGUAAAUUUAUUUUUACACAAUUUCGAGGCACCUUAUUUAGUAUACAAUGGUAAAAAUUUAAUAUAAAAGAACUGUUUUAUACAACACCUGUUUUGUUGAUAUGAAUGUAAAUAAAUGUCAAGUUUAAAAAACAAAA